AUGUCGAGCGGAGGAAGACAAGGGUUGUACCCACUAUGGAAGUAUGUUGAUCAUGGUCCGAGGCCGAAAAGAUCAAGUGGAAUAGCCACUAUCAAAUGCAAACUUUGUAAUUUGGGAUGGAAAGGUACCUACACGAGGGUGAAGGCUCAUUUCCUCCACUUGCCAUGUAAUGGUGUUGAAGGUUGUCCAAAUGAGUGUGAAAGAUAUGAUGCUAUGAGAGAACAGGAAAGGGCUGAUGGGAAAGUUGUUAUGCAAAGCUCUUAUGCUUCAACAACAAGGGCAGCUACUACAACUUACAGUCAUGAUAGAGAGUCAAAGGUGGAUGUGACUUUUAGAGGUUUAGCAACUGAACCGGCUCCCAAAAGACCACACAUUGGCAGCGCAAACCCCAUUGGAAGAUUGUUUGAUGUGCAAGGACGAAAAGCAGUUGAUGCAGCCAUUGGACGAUUCUUUUAUGCAAAUGGAAUAUCAUUCAAUGUUGCUCGCUCUUCAUUCUAUGAAGAGAUGGUUCGUGCUAUCAACAAUGCACCAACGGGCUAUAAGCCACCUGGGUAUGAGAAGCUUCGCACUACUCUUGUUGAUAAAGAAAAAAGUCGAUUAGAGGAACUAACUGCACCAUUGAAAAGAGUGUGGGCUCAAGAAGGAUGUAGUAUUGUGAUGGAUGGGUGGACAGAUGCUAGGAAUCGUCCACUACUUAAUAUCAUGGUAACAUGUAGCAAAGGGCCUUAUUUUUUGAAGGCAAUAGAUUGUUCAAGGCAAGAAAAAAAUGCAGAAUUUCUUCAUAGCCAGCUAUGUGAUAGCAUUGAGGAGGUGGGGGCAUCACAUGUAGUCCAAGUUGUUACUGAUGCUGCCCCUGUUUGUAAAGCAGCAGGCAUGUUGGUGCAAAAGAGGUACAGGCAGAUAUUUUGGACACUAUGUUGUGUGCAUUCAUUAAAUAAUGCUCUCAAGGAUAUUGGCAAGUUCCAAUGGAUUUCAGAUCUCAUAGAGAAGGGAAGAAAGAUACAAAUGUUCAUAUGUAACCAUCACCAUACACAAGCCAUUUAUCAUAAGUUUGCCAAGGUGGAACUUCUCAAACCUGCUGACACCCGUUUUGCUUCUUACUUCAUUCUUCUUGACCGCCUUUGUGAAGUCAAAGGAGCUUUGUGUUCCACGGUUGUUAGUGAUGCAUGGGCAGCUUGGAAACAAUCUACAUCAGAUAUUGCAAUUGAAGUGAGAGCUAUGGUCCUUGAUGAACAUUUUUGGGCUGAUGUUAAGUUUGUUGUGGACUUUAUUAAACCCAUAUGUGAAGUGAUCAAAUUUGCAGAUUCAGAUAAGGCAUGUUUGGGAGAGGUUUAUGAAGCAAUAGAUUCCAUGUGUGAAAGAGUAAAGAAGAUAACUGAUACAAAAGAUAUUUCUCUAUAUCCUUUGAUAGAAGAAAAGUUACAUGGAAGGUGGAACAAACUUAACACACCUCUUCAUUGUGCUACCUAUGCCCUUAAUCCUAAAUGGUAUGAUAUAGAAGUGACCAAAAAGAGAGCUCCACAUCAAGAUAGAGAGGUAAUGAAAGGCUUUUGGGCUGUGGUUAAAAAGAUUUAUGGUCGAGGUGAGGAAGCUUCGGUUAUGAGGACUCAAUGGAAUAAGUUUACACAUGGGCAAGGUGAUUUUGCUUCCGUGGAAGCUAUAUAUGAUAUGAAAGUAAAGAAAGACCCUAUAGAGUGGUGGUGGAAUCAUGGAAGUGAAACCCCUGAAUUGCAAUCAUUUGCAAUACAAUUACUCUCACAAGUGGCUAGCUCUUCAUCUUGUGAGAGAAAUUGGAGCACUUAUGGGUUCAUUCAUUCACUGAAGAAGAACCGAUUAGGAUCAAAGAAAGCAGAGAACCUGGUGUACAUUCAUAGCUCACUUCGUCUUCUCUCUCAUGUAGAUCCUGGAUACAAUGAGGGUCCUUUGGCAAAAUGGGAUCAAAUUUCACCUGAUGGAGAUUUUGCAGCCAUUGUAGAUGAAGUGGUUGAAGCAGAUGGAGUAGCUGAUUUACCCCCUGUUAUUCUACCAUCAGAGGAACCCGAAUUUGAUAGUGAUGACUAUUUGGAGAGCCUCAUAGCUGAUGACCUUGAUAUGGAUGAUAAUGGGGAAGAAGAGUAG
Molecule: messenger RNA, 2118 nt
Organism: Cryptomeria japonica (Japanese cedar)
Lineage: Eukaryota; Viridiplantae; Streptophyta; Pinopsida; Cupressales; Cupressaceae
Exons: 1
Coding region: 1-2118 (705 amino acids)
Molecular function (GO): protein dimerization activity
Source: RefSeq, a predicted model, not a curated record